Diaporthe citri is the source of this 552-nucleotide messenger RNA. RefSeq lists its product as uncharacterized. The transcript is spliced from 3 exons. Lineage: Eukaryota; Fungi; Ascomycota; Sordariomycetes; Diaporthales; Diaporthaceae. Gene Ontology annotation, cellular component: mitochondrion. The record is from RefSeq and is a predicted model, not a curated record. Gene Ontology annotation, biological process: FMN biosynthetic process; riboflavin biosynthetic process. Bases 1 to 552 code for a protein of 183 amino acids. Gene Ontology annotation, molecular function: riboflavin kinase activity.
AUGGAGGGAAAGGUUAUCAAGGGCUUCGGCCGGGGGUCCAAGGAGAAGCGGCAGCAGCAGCAGAAGCAGGCGGCCGAAGCACUGGGCAUACCGACAGCCAACCUCCCGGUCGACGCCACCGUGACCCCCUGGAUAUCCGAUGCCAAAUCCGGCGUCUACUUCGGCUGGGCCGCCCUCGAGCUGGCGAAGGACCAUCCCAACUACAGGUCGUCGUCCUCGUCGUCCUCGUCGUCCCCGUCACCGGCGGGCGAGGGCGGCUUCUCCAUCUUCCCCAUGGUCAUGUCCAUCGGGUACAACCCCUUCUACAACAACACAGUGCGCAGCGCCGAGGUGCACGUGCUGGACAAGUUCGCCGCCGACUUCUACGGCGUCGACAUGCGCCUGCUGAUCGUCGGCUAUAUCCGCGACGAGAAGAACUACGACGGCCUGGACGCCCUGAUCGAGGACAUCAACACGGACUGCGAGGUCGCCAGGAGGAGCCUCGAGAGGGACGCCUGGAAGCCCGCCGGCCAACAGGGCGGGACGCUGGACGGCUCGUGGCUCACGAGGUAG